This is a messenger RNA of Patiria miniata (bat star), 4294 nucleotides long. RefSeq lists its product as uncharacterized. The record is from RefSeq and is a predicted model, not a curated record. Lineage: Eukaryota; Metazoa; Echinodermata; Asteroidea; Valvatida; Asterinidae. The coding region runs from base 604 to 4164 and encodes 1186 amino acids. The transcript has 6 exons.
GCCGCCCACAAUUCAGAUUCGAAGGAGCAUGGAUGGACCAGGAACCAGGCUUUCCCGCGCGCGCGCUAGAUCCAUGUGACAACUCCAUGCAGCUGGUUUACACACAUACAUGUAGCACAGUGAACGUACUUCAUGUAAUUACGCGACGUUCACAGGUCUCCGAGAAUCGACCUCGACAAAACAUGUAAUUUUGGACACUCUAAGGUUGGACUGACAUCUGAGUCAUACAUGUAGAACAAUUUUCCAGCAGGCAGCUCCAUUCAUUGAUCAAUGUUUGCAGUCAGUCAGGAAAGACGGAAGAAAUCUUAGUCGUCUUACGCUACCAGCUGAUGGUCCUCCCUGGGAUAUGUGCAUACCUCUGUGAUACUGUUCUGCUUAUGUGUUGAGUUAAAGUCGGUCUUAUAUCCAGUGAAGGUGGAUGAGUCAAAGAGUUUGCAGCACUCUCUUCAUGGUGACUGCUGUGAAUGUUUGACAAAUGUACAGCUGCCAGUGGUCAUUUCAAGUGGAGAUCAGCGUGUCAACAGCAGUCUUUUGAAGGGUUCUGCUUCCACUGUGUUUGCCAUUGCUGUAAGAACUACGUCGUAGUUAUCAGGUUCAGUAAAUAUGAAUACUACAGACUGUUUGAUGUGCAAAGCUCCCUUUUUAAGCAAGGAAAAUGACAAUGGCAGGUACAGCUUGCAAGAUUGUGGCUUAUCCCCAGCACAAUUUGAGGGGCAGGAUGGGUUUCUUUGCCACUCAUGCAAAUCAAAGCAAAUGCAAGAAACAAGAAGAGCUUCAAAUAAGAGACCAAGUAGCUGCCCUUUAGAACAUCCUGAGUGUUUAAAGUGCAAAACCCCAUUUCAAAAAGCCCCUAAAGGAGGAUACCAAAGGAGGAGCUUAAAGGCUAUGAAGAUUUCCCCAGAGCAGUUUGGAGGGCAGGAUGGAUUCGUUUGUUACAAAUGCAGACGGAUUCUGAUGAAGCAGCAAGCUCGCAUUCCAAAAAAAAAACCAAAACGGAAGCGUCUCGUCAAUCCCAGACCAAAACGGAAGCGUAGCUGCAAUCCCAGACCAAAAAAAAAGUCAGAAAAUACAAGACCUCAUCAUGAGACAUUGAAAGAGCUUUUAUUAAAUAGAAUGAAGGACUGUCAAUAUGGCCCAAUGGUUAGACUGCUCCUUCGAAUGGAAUCAGCUAGGAAAGCUUAUCAACUUUUUUUGGAUAAGGCAGUCCGAAAAGAAAUCAAGGCUUAUCCCAAAACCCACUUAGCACAUGCUGUUACUGCUGAACAAGUAGCCAGUUUCAAAUGGGUUGAAGUCAUUGAGGAAGCUACUUCGUGCAUGCCGAUCCUUGUAAAUGUCCUGAAAGCUGCUCUCCCAGAUCCAUCGCACAGGAAGGGAAAUGUAUUCUGUGGCCGUGGGGUGAGAUCAACAAAACAGGCUCAGGGUAUUUAUAACCAGCGCCUGGGCUUUAUUUUGUCAUUGAUUAUGUAUUCACAUAAUCCGCAGGUGUACAGUUUCAUUCAGGGAUGUGUUUCUCUGCAACUGUGGAAACAUGGAUGCAGCCAAAAAGUUGUUGAAAGUUUGCAUGCUCUUGGCAUAUGCAAAGGACUUAAGGGGACAGCUAAGACCGCAUCCAAACUGAAGAAGGAUCCAGCACAGAAACAGAAGCAAUGGCAGCGUGCACUAAGUGAACAACUCAAGGCAAGUGCCGCAGCUGUUGAAGAUAGUGAGACCCAUAAGCCAUCCCUUUGUAAUCGAGUGCAGGCAGGUGUUCUGAAGUCACCUGUUGUAGAAGACAUGGAUGAUGAUGUUUCAUCUGAUAUGAGUGUACAUGUAUCUGCUGACAGCAACUCUGAUAGUGAUGUUGUGUCAUCUCAUGAGGGGCAGGAGAUUCGUGUGGAUAGGAAAACCCACAAGCCAGCCCCUUGUAAUGAAGUGCAGGCAGGUGUUUUGAAUUCGCCUGCCACAGAUGGCAUGGAUGAUGAUGCUGCUUCUGAGAUGAAUGUGUCUUCUGAGAACAACUCUGAUAGUGAUGCUGUGCCAUCUCCUCUAGCACAACUUUCUCUACAUGUAACUGCUGUUAAUGUUGAUAAUUUGCCAAGUACAUCAAGCGGUAAACAUGGUUCAUUCUUUGAGGACACAUCCCAUAAAAGAAAAUAUCAGGCACCUAUUCACACGCUUCCAUUGCACUUACGACGUAAACCUGAGCCUGGGUAUACCAUAGUGUGUGACAAUGUUUUGAUGCAGUCAGCUAAACGUUCCAACGAGUUAAAGUUGCAGGCCGCAAUCUUUGCUGUAAGGAAUAGAGUUGGAUUUGACCAACAAAUGGCUUACACUAUGAAACAUGCUGAAGACAUCCCCCUCUCAUGUUUUCUUCCGACUUUUUCCGACUGGAGAAAUUUGAAGCAGAGGAUGUGCCAAAUUUUGCAGCACAUUUUGAAAGAUCAUUUGCCGUUUUUGAAGGGAGUGACAUGUUCUGCCCCUAAGCGGCACCUGCACAGUGAUGCUUUGAGUAAGAAAAGUGAAAUUGUCAGCUUAGGCGUGAUAGAUGAAAACCCCUUCAGCACACAAGGCUCAGUCUGUAUGCUUGAGUCACUUCAUCGGUUUGUGCCGUCAUAUGGAGAGGACUUGUACCCAACUGCAUGUUUUGGAGAUGGGCUGUCUGUAGCGCAAAUGACCGAUGCCAAACAAACGAGAGUUAGUGGAGCUUCUGCAGCGGAUAGGUUGGAGGGACUAGUGCAGUGCCCACAAGACUUUCAUCGAAGAGGUGUUUUGCUCCAAGACACAAUGGAUAGAUUCUUCAAAGAGGAAAGUGCAACAGACAGGGGAACACUCUUUCAGUUGAAACAGGAGUUUGGUCAUCAGUCAGUCAAAAGGAACGUCAUGGAAAACUUCAAUCAUGUGGAAGAUCUUAUUCAGUUCUGCACACGUGCAUUCAGCAUAAUGCUAGCACUCAAGCUUAUCCAAGAAGAAGAUAUCCCUGAACCUUUUCCAUCCUCAGGAGCUGCCUCUCAUCAGAAGGUAUGGCUCACGAAAUUCAUCUGGAAAAUCGUAGAUUUUGUUUGGCCUGAAAUCCCAAGUGAAGACAUGAACAAAGCAUGUGAGCAACAAGGAGCAGGCGCCACACUUGGUUUUAAUGGCCAUAAUGGUGAUGUGGAAAAUGCCAUCAAUGAUGAUGCCUGUAAGUGUGGUGAAUCAACAGGAGAAGGAAUGAUCAGAUGUUCCAACAGGGAAUGUGGUUGGUUCCACUACUCUUGUGCAUAUGUUCAUGGUCCCGUGGAAGGUGAUUGGUGGUGUUCAGCAGAGUGCCAGGCUUCCAAGUCCUCUUUAUAUUGUAAAUGCCAUAAAAAGACAGAAAAGGAAGAGGUUAUGAUCCAGUGUGAGUUGCAAAGACAUUGUUCUUUCAACGAAUGGUAUCAUCUUGAGUGCGUAGGAGGGGCUGAAGAUUUCCCAGAUGAGUGGUAUUGUUCUCCUGAAUGUGAACAACGAGGUUUAGACAAAUCAGCAAGUGACGGGGUCCAGGAAUAUUCCAGAGCCUUGUUAUUUGAAGGUCUUUGCCAUCUAGCCUUCCGUGAUGCAGUAUGGGAGGGUGAUGGACCAGCCAUCCUCAGCCACUGGAGGAUCAACACCCUACAGUUUUGGAAUAACAGUCAUCUCAAAUACUUCAACUUGGCACACAACAUGCUGGCAGGAGUCAAUGGAUUUUAUCCUGCCCGAGUUGCACAUGACAUGACCUGGAACAGAGUGGCUAAUUUAACAGGUCAGGCAGAUCACAACAUUGGUCUGGAUCUGGUGAAAGAAAUUCCAACUGAAGACUACCAGGAAAUGUUGUCUCAAGUGCAAGGUGUGAAUCCAAAGCACCAGGGGGAACAUUCCAGCAAACUGAGUGAGACGUUGUGUCGUGAUCUAGAUGACAUCUUUUUGCAGUCUCGUUUUGGAAUCCAGAAGCAGCGAUCUGAGCAGGCACGACAGAAAUUUGAUCAGGACGUCCAGUGUUUUGCAGCUUCCUAUACGGAUGAUGGCCUCUUUGAUUUUGUUCCAGGCAGACAUCACAAGUGCUUUCCAUUUUUCAAGCACUCAUUAGAUGUGAAAUCCCCACACAUAAUGGGUAAAAAGCUCCUGCAACUCAGUAAACUCAUGGACAUGGGCAGGGAAUCUGUACAGUCAUGGUCUGCUGCACAUACAUGAUGAUGUAAUCAAGACAGUUUGGCUAAAAUCUCAAACUACUUUUCAAGUUUGUGACUAAUAAGCAAGUUGGUUUUUGUUUGGUUUGUCUUUAAGUUUAUGUAAUGUAGUAUUGAAAAACAGUUAAGAAAAC